This is a messenger RNA of Symbiodinium necroappetens, 764 nucleotides long. The record is from the annotation of a GenBank genome assembly. Lineage: Eukaryota; Dinophyceae; Suessiales; Symbiodiniaceae.
GCACCCUUACGCUCCGUGGGGCCAUGGCUUCCUUCCGCGACAAGCAGUGGAGCAACAUGUGCAAGAAGGGCGACCUCACAGAGGUUCUCCUUAACAAGGAGUCGAUGGAUGAAGUUCGGCGCAUGUGCAAGGUGCUGGCACCCUUCUUCGCCAUGUACGACGCCAACGGCGACAAUGCCAUAGACUUCGAGGAGUUCCGCAUGAUCUUCAAGGAUGUUGGUGAGAACCUCUCCCGGGAAGCGCAGUACGCAAUGUUCGACGCAGCAGACACAAACAAGAGCAGCGACAUCAGCUUCGAGGUUGCGGGUGGCUACCAUGGACCUGUGCCGAGUCGAUAUGAGGAGGAGGAGGUGGGGUCACUGAAGUGGCUGCUGAAGGAGGCUGAGGUGACUUGGUACGAGCACGAGCCGGCACAUCAGCGCACCAGAGAGGCGGUAAAGAAAGAGGACCUUGACGGCUGCAUGCAGGAAUACAUGGUCCAGCAGCGCUUCUCCGAGCGCGUCAGCCUCCGGAGGCGUGUGGAGGUGAUCCACAAGGGUGGAUCUCCGGAAAUCCAGGAAUCCUGUGCAGCCCUGGCGAGGGGCUGCUGUGCGCUGCCGCUGCUAACCUGCGCUGCUGGCAUACGGGCUGUCGCGGAGCCGAUACGAACGUGCUGGGCCGAAGGAGUCCAGCAGUGCAGUCGGAUGGCCGAGGCAGAGGCACAGUCGGAGAGGCUCGGCCUCUCCCCAGCGCACGGAGUCCAAGGUGCACAGCUGCCGAAUUGA